UUGGCAACCAAACAAAUCACAACAGUUGGUUUCAACGGUCAGUCCUUUUCCCGGACAAAAGUAUUUUCCAUUUCCUCCUUUUUUCUUCUUCCUUUACUUCCUCUUCUUCAUAAUUGUUCAUCUCAAUUCACCGUAAGAAGCUUGCCUCAUUGAAUUGGGAAUGGGAUUCUCAGCUUUGUCUUGCAACGUUAGGAACUACUUUAUGCAUCAAUUAAGGCUUUUUGGUAUUCAUCCAGUUCUGAACCGUAUGGUAUCCUAGAGCAGUUGUCAUGGAAAUGGCUACAAACGGUGCUUUACCUUCCAAAGUACAAAGGAAUUUGAAGGGGUUUUCAACAGUCCUAAAGUCUGCUGCUUGUGAAUGGUUUCUGAUCUUUCUGCUGUUUAUUGAUGCUGCCUUAUCUUACCUGCUGACAAGAUUUGCACGUUACUGUGAACUGCAAAUACCGUGCAUUUUAUGCUCUCGGCUUGAUCAUGUUUUUGGAAAUGAAAAACCUGGAUUUUAUUGGAAUCUACUUUGCAGCAAUCAUAGGUCAGAGAUUUCAUUGUUGAUUUCCUGCAACAUUCAUGGCAAGCUUGUUGAUGGUCGUGGUAUGUGUGAGAAUUGUCUCUCAUCACACAUUGAGGAAAACAAAUCCAACUCAGAUACGCAGAGGCCCUUUGUAGGAAAAUUGGGGUUUGAUCCUGCAGGUUUUGGAAAUUGUGGUUUCCAGAGCUCAUUUUUCAACAUGGAUCUUACUCCUUCUAAAUGCACUAGCUUGUGUCUAUGUUGUAAUAAACCUUGGAUUCCAAGACCAAAUGCCCAAAGAUUUCUUCCCCUAAAAUCAACUGGCAUUGCACUUGCGAAUCCAAACAUUCCUUUAUCACAUCGCUUAAGCCAUCAAAAUGGUUUGAAGAAGAUAAGGGAUAAGUUUUCUGCACCAGCAGCAACCCAUCUUGUUGGAAAAACUGGAUUUGAUCCCUUGUCUCAUGUAGGAUACACUGAGCUGAAGAUCACUUCUGAAUCAGAGUCUGAGGUUCCAUUUUCUGAUGAUGAGGAUAACGAUAGUAUAGUUAGUGAUAUGAAUGAGAAUAAGAAAGAAUCUUUAGUUCACUGUGCUCCUGAAACUCCACCUAAAAGACUGUGCAACAAUUUGGCUACAACAAAACAGCCAGAUGCUAAUGAACCUUGUAAUGUUACAUGUUCGGAUCCAGAUGUCCCCAGCGAGAAUGAUGUUUGUGAGCAUAAAGAGCAGCUGGCUGAUCAGAAAACCAAUCCUUCUGUACUACCUGAGCUUAUUUCUCUAGAUGAUAUUCCUCCAUCAUCCUGUUUUGUGGAAGUUCCAAGCUUCAGUGCUUCGUUACUGUCUGAUCUUAUUUCUCUAGUUGAUACUCCCCCUAAAAUUGAUGUUACGGAAGUUGCUCUUGAAACAUCGUCAGAAAAGUUGGCAGAUGUUAUUGAAACAAGUAAAAAUGAAAAUAUUUCCAUCAACAAGAAUUAUGAAAUCUUGAAGUUGAUAAGCACAUCAACUGGAGUUGGUUUCAAAACUGAUGAAGCUGUAGAUGAUACUGCCGUGGUGAAUUCAACUGAUGAGGAUCUCAGUGCUCUGCAUAAGUCACCUGUCUGUGGUGAAGAAAAAGGUGCAUCUGUGUUUGUUACAAAACAGCCUAUUCUGAAAUGCAAUAAUAGAGUUAAUGAAGAUCCUAAGUCAUUGCCAGUGCAGAAUUCUUCUGGACAAGGGAUUCAUUUAUCAUCGAACAAUUUAAGUCCUAAGUUACAAGGUCAUAAUGUUGAAUUGCAGAGAAAUAAUGAAUCCAACUCUGAUGAGUUUCAGAAUCUUCAGAACCUAGUCUUUAUGGAAAGAAGUGAAUCUGCUGGCCUUGAAUCUUUGGACGGCAUCAGUGUCAAUGAAACUGAAAGUGAAAAUCUAGUUGAUAGGCUGAAGCGGCAAGUUGAGUAUGAUCGGAAGUGCAUGAAUGCAUUAUAUAAGGAAUUAGAGGAAGAAAGAAGUGCUUCUGCAAUAGCUGCAAAUCAGGCAAUGGCUAUGAUUACAAGGUUGCAAGAAGAGAAGGCAGCUCUCCACAUGGAGGCCCUGCAGUACCUAAGAAUGAUGGAAGAGCAAGCGGAGUACGAUGUAGAUGCCUUGGAGAAAGCUAAUGAUCUUCUGGCUGAAAAGGAGAAAGAACUACAAGAUCUGGAAGCAGAGCUUGAAUAUUACAGACUAAACUUCACAGAUGAAACACUGAUAGAGAAUGUACCUGAGGCAAGCAUCAACUUGAAGAAGGAACAUGUUUCUGUGGAGAAUACAAGUACAUCCUCCAUAAAAGAUGAUCUAAAAUUUUCAUUGAAAACAAUGUUCCCUGAGACUUCUAAACUCAAUGAUAAUCCUAUAGUCAUAUCUGCAUGGUCAGAAUUUGAAGAUGAGAAGUUGUACAUCUCUGAAUGUCUGCAAAUUUUGGAGAGGAAACUUAAUAGGUUUGCUCAUCAUGGGACUUCGCCAUACAUUUCUGAUGGGGAAUACUUUGAUAAAGCAGCGGAUGGAGGCCAACAUCAGCAAGAGUUCCUUGAUGAAAAGGAUAAACAAGUAAUUUGUCAGGUUGAAGGUAAUGAUUUACCAGUGCAGAAAGUUUCAUCAGUAUCUAAUGGAAGUGCUUCUUCUCAAGAAUGGUUGAAUACUUCAAUAACAAGAGCUCAAGGUGUUAGUGAGGGAAAUGGUCUUAUGGUUUCAAAUGGGCAGAAUGGUUCUGAGGAUUGUGGAGAAACUGGUUUGGCUGGUCUUCAAAAUGAAAUUUCAGACCUUAAUGAGAGGUUGGAAGCACUUGAGGCUGACUAUAAUUUUCUUAAGCAUUCUCUAAAUUCCCUUCAAAAUGGAAAUGAGGGGAUGCUUUUUAUUGAAGAGAUACUUCAUCAGUUACGAGAAUUGAGGGAACUUGGGAUAAGGAGUAGAAACAUGUCUGUUUCAUGAGCUUUAUGUGUAUCAUCACAAGAUACAUCCCAGAUUGAGGGUAACUGACCGGAGGCAGAAAUAAAGUAUAUCAGCAUGAAGUUUGAUUCAAAAGUUGCAGGAGUCAAAACUAAUAUCUAUCAGCUUACCAAGAAAUUGUGAAUUAUCAAGAUCAGGUUUUACAUACUAGGCACUACUUGAU
This is a messenger RNA of Durio zibethinus, 3123 nucleotides long. RefSeq names its product putative myosin-binding protein 4. Lineage: Eukaryota; Viridiplantae; Streptophyta; Magnoliopsida; Malvales; Malvaceae. The record is from RefSeq and is a predicted model, not a curated record. Gene Ontology annotation, molecular function: myosin binding.